Cylindrotheca closterium is the source of this 2106-nucleotide messenger RNA. Lineage: Eukaryota; Bacillariophyta; Bacillariophyceae; Bacillariales; Bacillariaceae. The record is from the annotation of a GenBank genome assembly.
AUGGAUGACAACCAUUAUCUUAUUGAAUGGAUAGCCUACCAUUAUCACGCUGUCAAUCUACGAAAUCUCAUCAUUGUCAACGACGAACACAGCAUGACAUCGCCCUACUCUGUAUUGGAAAGAUGGAAUGGUCGCAUGGACAUUUUGCAAUGGAAGGACGAGCACUACAUGGAUGCAGCCGAGUUUAAAGCCGCCCAACAAGAAGUGAUCAAUUACUUUGGAAAUGACAUGCCGCCCAGUUUAGUACUGCACCGUGCGCGACAACGAUUGUUCUACUACAAAUGUCUGCAAAAUCUAAAAGCACGGGGAAAGUCAUGGGUGUUGCUGACCGACAGUGAUGAAUAUGUCCGACUGAAUUACGACUUAAUUGGGAAAUCCAAUUUGCAAGCUUUACCGAUGCAAGAACCUGGUUCCGUCAGUAGCUUUUUGAACCAACAUGCCCUUGUCCAGUCGAAAGAUGAUGGGGUCAAUAAGAAAGAAGACUCAUCGCCCAUUCAAAUGUUGCAGUCGUCCCCGUGUGUCCAAGUUCCAAGACUUCGAUUUGCCGGAGGAGAAGAAUCUACCGGACUCAUACAUGAAAACUACAAUGCCAGCGAUUUCUUGACGUUGCGAUGGACCUCACAUGCACCACCAACGGAUUACAAAAGAAACAAGAUAUCCAAGGCCAUUGUGGAUGUUUCGAGAAUCCCGCCACAAGAUCUCCUGCCUGUCGACAGUAUCCAUGUACCAGUCCGAGCCGUUUGUCAGCAACGACGCCUCCAUGUGCGCAUGUCCCAAUCCUUUUUGGUCAUUCAUCAUUAUCUGGGGGAUCUUUCGCAAUAUCUCUACCGAGAAAAUGAUGCACGCACGUUGCGGUCUGCCGACAAGUAUGCGGAAAGUAAAUCUCUUGUCAACCCACAAGUCAGCAAGGCGAUGCAACCGUGGCUGAAUGGCUUUUUGACAACCACCACAACCACCACCACCGUCGAUCAGUCAUCCUCUAAUCAUGCCUCCCCUCUGAAUAUUAUGGGUGCCAAGGACUUGCUGGCAAAUGUUGGCAAACUCCAACCCAAGAGUUGGCAAACCUACAAUGGACCUGAAAACCAAGACCGGUGUGCCCUUUGCUUCUUUGGUCUUCCAAGAGCUUACAAAACACUGGUCCUACCAAGUAUUGUUCAGAACCUUCUCAUUCCCAAUGCCAGACACAACUGCGAUAUUUACGUUCACUACUACAAACAAUACGAAGAAGAAGCAGGGAGACGGAAUCGAGGGGGCAAAAUCAAUCCAGACGACAUCUUUCUACUCGAAGAAGUGGCCAAAGAGACUGCAGCAAAAUAUGGUAACAAGGAUGGGAGGAAUGCAGGCAGAGUUCCGAAUAUUCAAUUCACCUACGACACGGACGAGAUGUUCCUGGAAAAGAGAAAGGAGUUACUGGAGAAAUACCACAACACCAUGGGACCUGAUGGUAAACCAGCAUACUUUCCUUGGGGAACCAAGACAUACACGUCAACAAGCCUGGACAAUAUGGUUCGUCAGUGGCAUUCCAUCGAAUUUGCAUUCAAGCUGAUGGACUUUGCAGGCAAGCAAAAUGGAGUCCAGUAUUCCCGGGUCGGCAUGUUUCGGAACGACGCCAUGUUCUUGACACCGAUCGAUAUUGCCUUGAUGGACAAGGGCGUGGCGGAUACCAAAAACAUGGUGUUCAGUGUCGCUCCGUUUGCUAGAUAUCCCAUCAAUGAUCGAAUGGUAUAUGGUCCCUACAACGCCAUUAAGAUUUGGUCGACCAAACGAUUCGAACUGAUCGAGAAGCGAGUCCAAUUGGCGCAAGACCCAGGGUUCGAGAUGCACUCGGAGCGAUUUUUGAACGGGACCAUUUUUCCAGCGAUGGAAGCUGUGGGAUACAAGAUGGAGAUGAAUCGGGACGUCUGUUUUGUUCGUACCAGAGCCGACGAAGCUGCAUUGGCGAAUGACUGCACUGUGGGAGGCAUGACUCGAGGCUUUGGAAGUGUCAACAAGAAAGAACUUGUAGAGAGUAUCGUUGGAAAGAAUUGUACAUCUUACAAGAUGGGCUUCAAGUGGCUGGGAGUUGGAUGUGGGGACGGGAUCAAGUACUUUGACGGAAAGCAGUGA